This is a messenger RNA of Clonostachys solani, 1167 nucleotides long. NCBI's taxonomy places the organism in Eukaryota, Fungi, Ascomycota, Sordariomycetes, Hypocreales, Bionectriaceae. The record is from the annotation of a GenBank genome assembly.
AUGCGUCCUUCUACACUUCUGGCUUUCCUCCCCCUGGCCAUGGCUGCCCCUUCUCCCGCUCCCCUCAAGCGCGACAGCCCUGCUCCUCUUAUCGCCCCCCGCGGCAACAAAGGUGUACCCAACAGGUUCAUCGUCCGGAUGGUGGAUGGCAUCAAAGAAAGUUCCAUGUCUUCCUCCAUGAAGUCCCUCAAGACGUCAUCACACUUCAAGUACUCCAAGAGCUUCAACGGAUUCGCUGCCACCUUGGACGAAGAUCAGCUUGCAGCCAUCCGAGAGAACCCCAAUGUCGAAUACGUCGAACAGGAGCAAGUCAUGCAAAUCUACGAGACCCAGCAGGAUGCCACAUGGGGCAUUUCCCGACUUUCCUCCCAGACACCAGGUGCUACCACCUACAGCUACGACGCGGCCGCCGGCGAAGGCACAUGCGCAUACGUCCUUGACACUGGUAUCGAUGUCGCCCACCCCGAGUUCGAGGGCCGGGCCACUUGGGCCGCCAACUUCGCUUCCGGUAACAGCACUCGUGAUGUCCAGGGCCACGGCACCCACUGCGCCGGUACCAUUGGUUCCAAGACCUACGGAGUGGCCAAGAAGACCAAGCUCUUUGCCGUCAAGGUGCUCGGCGAUGAUGGCUCCGGCACUACCUCUGGGGUGGUCGCUGGAAUGGAAUGGGUUGUCAAGAAUGCCGACAAGUCAAAGUGCCCCAAUGGCAUCGUCAUCAACAUGUCGCUUGGCGGUGGCUACUCUCGUGCUCUCAACGAUGCCGCCGCCGCUAUUGUUGACUCUGGAUUCUUCCUUGCCGUAGCUGCUGGCAACUCCGCCGUCGAUGCUAGCACGAACUCUCCUGCUUCCGAACCCAAGGCUUGCACCGUCGGUGCCUCAGACUCCUCGGACAAGAUCGCCUACUUCUCCAACUUUGGCAAGCUCGUCGACAUCUUCGCUCCCGGCGUCAAGAUCCAGUCCACAUUCCCCGGUGGGAGGACCAAGGUCAUGAAUGGGACUUCCAUGGCCUCUCCCCAUGUCGCUGGCCUCGGUGCCUACCUCCUCAGCGUUGGCCAGAAGGCUGACGGCCUCUGUGACUACAUCGCCAAGACUGGUCUCAAGAAUGCUAUUUCUGGUGUCCCCAAUGGCACCGUUAGCACUCUUGCUAACAAUGGCUUCUCCGCCUAG